CGGUCUUUGGCUGUCAUUCUGUUCAUAAUUUCACACUUCAAUCCCAUCCCCCAUACUCUCUCUCUACUGAUUCCAUUUUCUCUCUCUAACAACCAUCUCUCCCUUCUCUCUCUCUCUCUUCUUUCUCUCUCUACUGUGCUGUACAUAGCAAGCAAGCAGAGGAAGGAAGGAAGCAAGGAGGGACCAUCGGCCAUGGCGGCGAACAAGUUCGCGACGAUGCUGCACCGGAACACCAACAAGAUCACCCUCAUCCUCAUCUACGCCGUCCUCGAGUGGGCCCUCAUCGUCCUCCUCCUCCUCAACUCCCUCUUCUCCUACCUCAUCCUCCGCUUCGCCGACUGCUUCGGCCUCGACCGCCCCUGCCCCUGGUGCUCCCGUCUCGACCACCUCUUCGACUCCCGCCGGACGACCCCCCUCCGCGACCUCUUCUGCCACCGCCACGCCUCCGAGAUUUCCCGGCUCGGCUUCUGCUCCAGCCACCGGAGGCUCGCCGAGCUCCCCGAUUUGUGCGAGGACUGCUUGUCCUCUCUGAGUCCGGACAAAAAUGGCGGAGACCCUGUUCCCUGUGAGAAUGGCGAGCUGGAUUCUCUGAAGUGCUCUUGCUGCGGUUCGAGUGUGGAGAGGGAGCUGCUCCGCUGCACCCCGCAGGAGGAUCAUCGUCUCAGCUGUACCAAAGAGGAGGAUAUCAUCGCCGAUCAGUGCAGAUCAGAUGCUCCGGUGGGAGAUCAUCAGGACGAUAAUCAGGGAGAAGAAGAAUUCGGGGAAUUUAAGGCUGCCGAGCCCUGUGUCGUCAGGGAAUAUCCAGUUGCUGCUGAAGAAGACGAAAAAGUGGUCCUGGUCAUGGAGAAAAAGGAAGAAGAGGGAGAGGAUUACAAUGUUUUCGAGGUUGGGAAGGAUUCCUCUUCUUCUUCUUCUUCUGAUCAUCAGACCGUUCUUCUCCUCCUCCAGGAUGACAGCAGGAAAGAAGGAUCUGUGGAAGCUUCAUUGGGGCGUCAUCUCGAGUUUUUCAUCGGGGGCAAUGACUGCGAGCUGAUUCCUGUUGAGUGGACUGACUCGCCUGUUAACUCCAAGAGCUAUCCGAGACUCAGCACGAUCAUGGAGGAAGAUCAGGGUGAUUGCAGCGGCUACGAGGAUGUGAUCAUGGACUUCUGCCCAACUUCCGUGCAAGAACCUAAUCCGGGCGUCCAGAAAAACUCGAGUUCAGGAAAUGAGUUUGAGGUUUUGGAUGCAGUGGAACAGACUGAGGUUCAGGCCGAGAAAGAACAGACUGAGAUUCUUGAGAAUGUGUCGGAAGAAGUACGAGGAAGUUCCAGCGAGGAAGGAGAUGCACAACUUGCUGCUGCUCCAAAUGCUGAUACGACGGAGGAAACUUCAUUGGUAGAAGGCGAAAGAGGAACCCCUGAAGACAAUGAAGGAGUUCAGGAGGAAUGUGCCUCACAAAAUGAUGAGGUUGAGCCCGAAGUUUCUAUAGGGACGGAAAUUCCUGAUCAGGAGCAAAUCAAUGUCGAUGAGAUUCACGACGAAGAGACUCUCUCUUGGGACCUCUGCAGAGAAGGUGAUGAAGCUCCUUCCACGAGUAACGAUUUUCUGCACACUGCAGACUUUGAUAAUCAUGAUGGAGAUGUUGUUCGGAGCGAGGGGGAAACCUUGGAAUUCAGGUCCAUCUCGAUUGAAAUGAGCUCAGAAGCUUCAAAUCAUAAAUUGGAUGCGGAGCUUACUAAUGAGAAUGAAGAUGAAAGAAUCCCUGAUACACCCAACUCCAUGGACAGCCUUCAUCAGCUCCACGAAAGAUUACUUCUACUUGAGAAACGAGAAUCCGACUCGAUCGAAGAGUCAUUGGAUGGAAGCGUGAUGAGUGACAUAGAGGGUGAUGAAGGGACACUUACAGUUGAGAAGCUGAAGUCGUCUCUGAAAGCUGAUAGGAAGGCUUUGCAUGCGCUGUACACGGAACUCGAAGAGGAGAGAAGCGCCUCUGCAGUCGCAGCGAGCCAAACGAUGGCGAUGAUCAAUCGUCUCCAGGAGGAGAAGGCUGCAAUGCAGAUGGAAGCUCUGCAGUACCAGAGAAUGAUGGAGGAACAGGCCGAGUAUGACCAGGAGGCUCUGCAGUUGCUGAAUGAUCUAAUGGUAAAGAGGGAAAGAGAAAAUCAGGAGCUCGAAAAAGAGCUCGAGGUGUACCGAAGGAAGGUUGAGGAGUACGAGGCUAAGGAGAAGAAGAAGGCGAUGAUGGUGGUCCCGAGAAAUAGUAAGGAUUCUUCAGAUUCGUGCAGCAAUGAGGAGGAAAGUGAUGGGUUAUCAAUUGAUCUCAACGAGGAGAUUAAGGGAGGAGAGGAUGCUAUCAAUGGCCAUGAGAAUACUCCGAGUGAGGCGAUUUGGUACUUGGAGGACUCAUUAGUAAACUUUGAAGAGGAGAGAGCAUCGAUUCUCAAGCAACUAAAGAGUUUGGAAGAGAAGAUUUUGAGUGUAAAUGGGGAGGAAGAGGAAGAACGUCACUAUAAAGAAAACGGGAAUGGACAUGUCAAGACUUGUGAUUCGAAUGGUGAAGUUAACGGCCCCGGGAAUGGGCAUUGCAAGAUGAACGGCGAUAAGCAUUCUCACCUUCAUGCGAGGUUCACAUGCCCUAAGGCAAAGAGGCUUCUUCCCCUCUUUGACGCGAUCGGGGAUGAAACGCAUGAAGAUUGGUUGCAGAAAACUCCUGCAGAUCAUUUCGAAGUAGAGGAUGGGAAGAUUGCAGUUAUUGAAGAAGAAGUGGAUCAUAUCUAUGAGAGGCUACAAGUUCUCGAAGCUGACAGAGAAUUCCUGAAGCAUUGCAUUGCCUCGUUGAGGAAGGGCGAUAAGGGGUUGGAACUCCUCGGGGAGAUCUUGCAGCACCUUCGUGAUUUGAGAUGCGCUGAGCUCCAUGGACGGAACAUAAUGAUCGGAGACGGCAUUAUGCACUACUAGUCCAAUUCCAUGAUGAUAUUGCAGAUUGAUCAUUGGAGUCUAUCAUCGAAAACCAGCAAUUCAGCAUAUCAUGGUGAAUCAGAGUAUUGGGCUCGGUCGGGGCCGAGCAAAUGACCCGAUUCCAGAAUUCGUAACAAAUUCAAGUCCCUUCAGGGGAAAAGGGAUGUCCCCCUGAACCUCCUGGUCUGUUUGGUCAUCUUGGUCAAUGUCAUGUAGAAAAAAAUCUGCCAUUUUAGGCUCUUUUUUUAGUUUUAUCUUCCCUUUUUUUCAAAAUUUUCCUUUUCAGAUAUAUUGUCAAAAAAAAGCCUUUUUUUUUUUUGUGGGGUUGUGUCCAUCAUCAAAACUUUAAGGCUGAAAAGGGUGAAGGUGGGUGUGAUGUGCAUGUUAGGGAUAUAUAAGAGAGUUAGAGACUGAGACACCCUGUCCUCCAUCCAACAAAGAUUCCAUCGCCAGGUUGGUCAGUAGUGGUAGUUUGUUCCGGCAGAGUCACCGAGCUAAAACCCGUUCGCCCUCUCUUCACAUCGGAUAGUCGCAGUGACACGAGAAGACUGGGUUCGGGUUCGGAGUAAAUUUUCCGGGGGUAAAAAAAAGUAGUACACUCGGGCUUUUCAUUUCUGGGUAUUUGGGGGGAAGUGGGGGUAAGUAACUUCCUAUUUUCCUUUGUCUCAUCCCUUUGUAUGAUAAAUCAAAGUCCCAUGUCAUGAGGUUUUGUUUAAUUAUUCAUGAGGAGCUAUAAGUUGUCUUUCUUGUACUGUAACAUUACAAAAAGGUCUUCCAUCCCAUGAUCUGUAAGUAUUUAUAUAAAUUUGAGUCAGUGGGCGUGUAUUUAUUUUGCUCUCUGCCUUGGAAUUUAUCUCA
Molecule: messenger RNA, 3798 nt
Organism: Punica granatum (pomegranate)
Lineage: Eukaryota; Viridiplantae; Streptophyta; Magnoliopsida; Myrtales; Lythraceae
Source: RefSeq, a predicted model, not a curated record